AUGCAAUCGGGCAGAGCGAACGAAGGCCGAAAAUACGACGAUGAGUGCGAAAAGCUGAAACUCAAGGAUGAGUUGGAGAGAUCCAAGCACUACUUGCAGCAGAUUUGUCCGUCUUCUGGGGAUAGCUUAUCCCAUCAUCUCAAUGAAGUUUUAACGAAGAUACUGAAGGAGCGGCCAAAAGAUGCGAUCGCGUCAUUCGAGAAAUACAGUCGGGAAUUGCGAGCUCAAAAGUUUUCGAAUCAAAAUCGUCAUCUGCGCGAUUUGUACGAGCCACCUCCGGCCUACGACGAGGCCAAACGACUCGUUGAACUAUUUAAAGUAAGAGAGAAGCGAGCGAUAAUAUUAAGAGAAAGCUCGAAAUUUGAUUAAAAAGACGAGGAGAGCCUCGUCGAAAUGAGGCAAAACGCACCGGAUCUGCAGAAGCUAUUUUACUACUUCCAGCAAGUCGGCGUAGCUCUACCACGAGACGAUAUCGUCUACCUCGGUCUGAGCAUCAGAAAAUUGAUCGCCAAGGAGAAGAUAAAAAAUGUGCGCUUCUGGGGAAAAAUCAUAGGCAACCCGAGAAACUACUACAUCAUCGAGGCGUCCUUAACGGACGAGGAGCUGCAGCGUCGAUUAGAAGAAGCGGAGGUAGGGUCACGCCUGAGCGUAACGACCCGCUCCUGCACCAACGAGUCGCAAGAGCUCGCUGAAAAUGUAGCCCUGGAGCAGGCACUGGCGACCAAUCUAUUGAACGAGGCCAGAGAAGCCGAGUCCAUUUCCACGGCUGACGACAAAGCGAGACUGCAGCUUGUCUAUCCGCCGAUGCCGAAAAACCCGUGGCAGCCGACGCCGGAAGUAGCGCCGGAAAAAAUUGGCACUGGCGCGAACGCAAAGGUAUAUUUCGUAUGCAAUCGUCCAGGCUUGGACGGAUGGACGGAACUUCCCCCCGUGACGCCGGCACAAAUCGUGGUGGCUCGACAGACGGUCUAUAUGUUUAGCGGUACGUUGGGCAAGCAGGUUCAUACGUAUCCGCCUUUUCCCGGAUGCGAGAAGAAUUAUCUGCGCGCCCAGAUUGCUCGCAUCGAAGCGGCCACGCACUGUUCCCCGCUGGGCUAUUUUACGUUCGGCCGAGGAGGAGCCAGAGGCGAGAAGGACAACGACGAAUUCGAGGAGGAGGACGAGGAGGACGACGACGACGAAGAGGACGACGGAGAGGAGGGCGAGGGCGAGAGACGAAAGGAUGGCGGCGAUAUCGCGAUAAAUCGCAAUUACGAGCAGCCCGCGCUCAAGGACCUAAUCGAUCCGUCGAUGUGCAAUUGGUGUCACCACAGUCCUUACCUGCUGAAGCAGGGCCGCACCGUCUGGCUCGAGCCAGGAAAGACCGAGGACGACGUCGACGACGCCAGCCAGGACGAGUACGAGGGCGAGGACGAAUCCGAGGAAGGCAUGGAGGACGACAACGAGGAGGAAAGGCGCAGCUCGAGAAUCAGCCGGAAGGCGAAAGAGCUCGGAUACGAGAAGGAAAUAGGGCCACCGCUUUUGACUCCGCUGUCCGAAGACGUGGCUGCGGACGGGGCGAUCCCGUGGUCGGCGAGGCUCUCCUCCUCUGCCCAGCCAGACGUGGCGGUCGCCCUCUUACGAUCCAAUAUCUGGCCCGGGGCUUACACCUUUGCCGCUGACAAAUGCUUCGGCAACGUCUACAUCGGCUGGGGCACGAAGCGCGAGGCCUACAAUUACAGUCCGCCGGCGAUGCCCCCGGUGCAGGAGCAGUAUGUGCCCGCCUCGGACCUCGAGUUCCAGGAGGAGACAGAUCCGACCCCCGCGGACGAGGAGGCAUGGCGCAUCUCGCAGCUGCCGCCCGAGCGAGACGACGGUUCGUACAUAUCUCUUCUGCAGAAGAAGAGGGGCUUUAUCAUCGACGGCCCCCGCCGAUAA
Molecule: messenger RNA, 1917 nt
Organism: Trichogramma pretiosum
Lineage: Eukaryota; Metazoa; Arthropoda; Insecta; Hymenoptera; Trichogrammatidae
Gene: Rsph4a
Product: radial spoke head protein 6 homolog A
Exons: 10
Biological process (GO): cilium movement involved in cell motility; cilium assembly; axoneme assembly
Cellular component (GO): radial spoke; axoneme
Source: RefSeq, a predicted model, not a curated record